AUUACUCUGGGUUUCGGCUACACUCUCGUCGGAUUCCCGGGUCCAUCUCCUGGCGUGCGGGCGCCGGGGCGGCGGGACCCAUGGCCCGGGUCGCUGCAGCGGAGCUCCGGGUCUUGUGGAUGAUGCAUACUAAGUUCUAAGGAGGAAGUCAAGCAAAGAUCAAGAGUACUGGAGAGGAGCCUUUGAAACCACAACGAUGACAAGGGAAAAUUGGGCCCAGAGUCCUCUGAGACAGGAGGGCCUUAUUAAAGGAAGGGAUGAUACCUGGAAAUGGGGGACCAGCUUCCAGGGAAGCAACUCCUCUGUUUGGGAGACUUCUCACCUGCACUUCAGACAGUUACGUUACCAUGACACAUCCGGACCCCGGGAGGCACUCAACCAGCUCAGGGAGCUGUGCCGUGGAUGGCUGAUGCCAGAAGCACGCACCAAGGCUCAGAUCCUGGAGCUCCUGGUACUGGAGCAGUUCUUAAGCAUCUUGCCUGUGGAGAUUCGGACCUGGGUACAAAUCCAUCGCCCUGGGAAUGGUGAGGAGGCUGUGGCCCUGGUAGAGGAGCUGCAGAAAGACCUCGAUGGACCAACACUAAAACUUCCAGACCUUGUCCGGGACCAGGGCACCCUCCAGGAAGAGACGAGUACUCCAGGAACUCCCUUUCGACAGGCACCCAAUGACAGCCGCUUCUCAGCUGAAAUCUGCCCAAAUCCUAUUGAUCCAGUGGUUUUCAACCUCAAGGAUCCAUCACAUGAUUCUCCUGCCUCUGAGGCUUCUGUCCUUUCCCAGGAAGAGAACCCAAGAAAUCAGUUAAUGGCACUUAUGCUCCUAACUGCACAGCCACAGGAGCUGGUGUUGUUUGAAGAGGUUUCGGUAUGCUUCACUUCAGAGGAGUGGGCAUGUCUGGGCCCAGUUCAGCGGGCCCUGUACUGGGAUGUGAUGCUGGAGAACUACGGAAAUGUGACCUCUUUAGAAUGGGAGACUAUGAUUGAGAAUGAAGAGAUGCCAUCAAAGCCAAGAAUAUAUCAAAGAGAUUUUCUGAAAGGAUCCUCAAAUAAACUUCAAAGUGGUGGUCCCCUGGCUCCUCAUUUUGGGGAAGAGUGUGAAUGGCAGACUUUAUCAAGUCAGUGGGAAAAUAAAACAGAGGAGAGAGAGAUGCUGCAGAAAGUUUCCCUCUAUGAAGGAAGCAGGAAAAAAAGGACCCAGCCAGAAAAACAAAAGCAAAAGUGGACGAAAUUUGGAGAAAACUUGACUUUACUGUCAGCUCUUUCUGGAAACUUAAUAGCUACUGAAGAAAAUAAGUUUUAUAAAUGUGACAUAUGUUGUAAACAGUUCAACAAAAUCUCCUGUCUGAUAAACCAUGGGAGAAUCCACACUGGAGAGAAGCCUCAUAAAUGUAAGGAGUGUGGAAAAGGCUUUAUUCAACGCUCAAGUCUCCUAAUGCAUUUACGGAACCAUUCUGGGGAGAAACCUUAUAAAUGUAAUGAAUGUGGGAAAGCCUUCUCUCAGAGUGCUUACCUUCUUAAUCACCAGCGAAUUCACACUGGGGAGAAACCUUACAAAUGUAAAGAAUGUGGCAAGGGCUUUUAUAGGCAUUCGGGCCUUAUUAUCCACCUCCGGCGCCAUUCUGGGGAGAGACCUUAUAAAUGCAAUGAGUGUGGAAAAGUGUUUUCUCAGAAUGCUUACCUCAUUGACCACCAGAGGCUUCACAAAGGGGAGGAACCUUAUAAAUGUAACACGUGUCAGAAAGCUUUCGUUCUGAAGAAGAGCCUCAUUCUCCAUCAGAGGAUCCACUCUGGGGAGAAGCCUUAUAAGUGUGACGAAUGUGGAAAAACCUUUGCUCAGACCACUUACCUUGUUGACCAUCAGCAUCUCCACAGUGCAGAGAACCCAUACAAAUGUAAAGAGUGUGGGAAAGUUUUCAUCAGGAGCAAAAGUCUCCUUUUACACCAGAGAGUCCACACAGAAAAGAAGAGCUUUAGUUGCAAAAAAUGUGGGAAGAUCUUUAAUUCUAAGACAAACCUGGUUGAUCACAAGAGGAUGCACAGCAAAGAGAAGCCGUAUAAAUGCACUGAAUGUGGGAAGGCUUUCACUCAGAGUGCUUAUCUUUUUGACCAUCAGAGACUCCACAAUGGAGAGAAGCCCUAUGAAUGUAAUGAUUGUGGGAAAGUGUUUGUUCUGAAAAAGAGCCUCAUUUUACAUCAACGGUUCCACACUGGAGAAAAUCUCUAUCAGUGUAAAGACUGUGGCAAGGUCUUUGGUUCUAAUAGAGGCCUCAUUGAUCAUGAGAGACUUCACAAUGGAGAGAAGCCCUAUGAAUGUCGAGAGUGUGGAAAAAGCUUUAUCAUGAGCAAAAGUUUCGUGGUCCAUCAGAAACUCCAUACACAAGAGAAAGCCUACAAAUGUGAGUACUGUGGGAAGGCUUUUAGUUACAAUUCAUGCCUCCUUGUCCAUCGGAGAAUCCACACCAGGGAGAAACCUUUUGAGUGUGGUGAGUGUGGAAAAGCUUUUAGUUCUAAUAGGAAUCUUCUUGAACAUAAGAGGAUCCACAGUGGUGAGAAACCCUACGAAUGUAAUGAGUGUGGCAAGUGCUUCAUUCUGAGGAAAAGCCUCAUUGGACAUCAGAGGAUUCAUACACAGGAAAAAUCCUACAGAUGUAGUGACUGUGGUAAAGUCUUCAGCUACCGCUCAUACCUGAUAGCCCAUCAGAGAACCCACACUGGCGAGAAGCCCUAUGUUUGUAAUGAGUGUGGGAAAGCCUUCACUUACAAUAGAUACCUCAUUGAACAUCAAAGAAUUCACAGUCGGGAAAAAACUUACGAAUGCCAAAUUUGUGGAAAGGUCCUUACCUCUAGUAGAAACCUUAUGGCACAUCAAAGAAUCCACACUGGAGAGAAACCUUAUAAAUGUAAUGAGUGUGGGAAAAACUUCAGUCAGAAAAAAAGUCUUAGUGCCAACUUGGUGGUGCACCAACGCAUCCACACCGGGGAGAAGCCCUUCGAGUGCCACGAGUGUGGCAAGGCCUUCAUCCAGAGCGCCAACCUCGUGGUGCACCAGCGCAUCCACACGGGCCAGAAGCCCUACGUGUGCGCCAAAUGCGGCAAGGCCUUCACCCAGAGCUCCAACCUCACCGUCCACCAGAAGAUCCACUCCCUGGAGAAGACCUUCAAAUGCCCCGACUGCGAGAAAGCCUUCAGCUACAGCUCGCAGCUGGCCCGCCACCAGAAAGUGCACAUCACCGAGAAGUGCUACGAGUGCCACGAGUGUGGCAAGACCUUCACGCGCAGCUCCAACCUCAUCGUCCACCAGAGGAUCCACACCGGGGAGAAGCCCUUCGCCUGCAGCCACUGCGGCAAGGCCUUCACCCAGAGCGCCAACCUGAUCGUGCACCAGCGCAGCCACACCGGGGAGAAACCCUACGAGUGCAAGGACUGCGGGAAGGCCUUCAGUUGCUUCUCCCACCUGAUCGUGCACCAGAGGAUCCACACGGCCGAGAAGCCUUACGACUGCAGCCAGUGCGGGAAGGCCUUCAGCCAGCUCUCUUGCCUUAUCGUGCACCAGAGGAUCCACAGCGGCGAUCUGCCUUACGUGUGCAACGAGUGCGGCAAGGCCUUCACCUGCAGCUCCUACCUGCUCAUACACCAGCGCAUCCACAACGGGGAGAAGCCCUAUACCUGCGGCCAGUGUGGCAAGGCCUUCAGGCAGAGGUCCAGCCUCACCGUGCACCAGCGGACCCACACUGGGGAGAAGCCCUAUGAAUGUGGGAAGUGCGGGGCAGCUUUCAUCUCCAACUCCCAUCUCAUGCGCCACCACAGAACCCACCUCGUGGAGUAAGGGGAGAAGGGGAGAUGGGCAUCUUGCCUGGCACUGGGCAAGCCCCUCUCCUUGCUCGCAGUACACACCUCUUUGCUGUUUUCUUCCUUUGUGGACAUGCAACGUGCUGUCUGGAGAGAUAGCGCAUGGGUAGGGUGCUUGCCUGGCUCACAGCUGACC
Suncus etruscus (white-toothed pygmy shrew) is the source of this 3982-nucleotide messenger RNA. It is a transcript of the gene ZNF197, whose product is annotated as zinc finger protein 197. The transcript has 7 exons. The coding region runs from base 197 to 3823 and encodes 1208 amino acids. Gene Ontology annotation, biological process: regulation of DNA-templated transcription. NCBI's taxonomy places the organism in Eukaryota, Metazoa, Chordata, Mammalia, Eulipotyphla, Soricidae. The record is from RefSeq and is a predicted model, not a curated record.